Molecule: messenger RNA, 3049 nt
Organism: Hyalella azteca
Lineage: Eukaryota; Metazoa; Arthropoda; Malacostraca; Amphipoda; Hyalellidae
Product: phenoloxidase-activating factor 2-like
Exons: 9
Coding region: 334-2400 (688 amino acids)
Biological process (GO): proteolysis
Molecular function (GO): serine-type endopeptidase activity
Source: RefSeq, a predicted model, not a curated record
GCUUCUUAGCAAGCCAGCUUGGAGGGUCUCGGUAGACCGGUCUCUAUGUUAAGAGCUAAUUUUAUAAUUACUGCUUUACAAUAUUGUCUUUUCUUCUUCUGACUUCUCGUCCGAGUUGUCGUAUUAAAAGGAGACCAGCCAACGUAACGUAUCUCUUUGUAGUACAACGUAUUUUUUAUUAUUCUCAAUAAAAAAUCAAGUUAGGAAACUUUUGUCGCAGUAGAAAAACUGCAUAUGCUUCUGACUUGUUUAUCUAAUUAAUUUCACUUAGCUUAUGAUCUGGAUUGCCUUUCAUUCACAGAACGAUUGCGGCAGAAAUUAUAACAUUCAGAAAUGGUGAUGAUGUUAGCGCUAGUGCUGUUGUUUAUGCUCACUGGAGGCGCAUCCGCCCAGACGUCGCGUCGUCCAUGGUGGGAAGAAUUCGACACUCCGGCGGCGACGGAGCCCACGUCCAGUAACGCCAUCCCAGAAGCGCUCGUCGUCCCCCUGGACUUGAGCAAAGUUUGUUGCGAGUGCGUCCCGUUUUAUCUCUGCGACUCCGACAACAAUAUCGUCACUGAUGGCUCGACUGCGAUCGGUCCCAGGAUCGGAGCUGGAAACCGGGUCUUUAAUGUUGAGAAUUGCCCUGGCGACCAACAAUUUUGCUGCAAGCCAAAAUCGGCACCGCCCAAUUGUGACAUGAGUCAGAAUCCUGCUCCAAACCCUGUUCCCGUGGAUGGCGAAGGGGGGUCGUGUGAUUGUCUCCACUGGGAACUUUGUCCGGAAGGACUUCGAAUCAGCGACGGGAGUGCGCCAAAAAUAUUCCUUGACGGCAACAUCUCCCUUCCCGCCCACGCUCGGUGCCUGGGAUCGUUUCAAGUUUGUUGUGCAUUAGACUCGGAACCUGAAGUAUCAACCCCUCCAUCAGACACCAACAGGUUAAUUUGCGUGAAUCCCGAGUUAUGCGGGGCGGAUGGCAACAUAUUGGCUGCCAGUUUGGAUCUCAGGAACCUCGCAGCGAGCGCCAGGACGCCGCCGUGCGUCUCGCCAAUGCUGGCAUGCAGGAUACCCGCUGAUUUGGAUGGAACGACAACAGGACCUCCGGUGGUGCCUCCCUCCCCCCCGCCUGUAAUCGUCGACCAAAAAUGCGAAGGAAGGAGGAACCCUCAAGGGAUAUCGGUUCGCAUCGCAGGUUUCAACAACAGUGAGAGCCAGUUCGGGGAGUUCCCUUGGGUGGGCAUGAUCCUGCGUACAUACUUCGUGGCCGACAGUCCCAUGAACGCCUUCAUCGGGGGCGCCAUCUUGGUGCAUCCGCGCAUCAUGCUCACUGCAGCACAUAAAGUCUACAAGGAGAACGUAACUAAUCUUCACGUGCGCGUGGGCGAGUGGGACAUCGAGACAGACUUCGAGCCCGGCCAGCACCAGGGACGCGCCGUCGAGAGCAUCGUUCUGCACCCGCUCUUCAACGACAAGAACCUGCAGCACGACGUGGCCCUUGUGGUGCUGGCGACGCCGGUGACACUGCAAGCACACGUCAGGAGCAUCUGCCUGGCGCGGUCGCUGAAUGACGUCCAAACCAACGCCUGCGUCAUCAACGGCUGGGGGAAGAACAGCUUCGAGGGUGGGAGCUACCAAACUGUGAUGAAGAGCUUGACGCUGCCUCUGGUGGCACACAACCGUUGUCAGUCGCUCCUGCGUGAAACGCGACUGGGCUAUUGGUUUGAGCUGCACUCUUCCUUCAUCUGCGCGGGCGGCGAACUCGGCAAAGACGCCUGCACGAGUGAUGGUGGAGGCCCCCUGGCCUGCCCCCGGCGCGGCGCCCCCAACGAGUACCUGCUUGUGGGCAUCACCGCGUGGGGCAUCGGCUGCGGGGACCAGGGCGUCCCAGGAGUCUACGCCAGCACCAUCGCCGACCGCAGUUGGAUAACAGCAGAGAUGGAACGCAUCGCCCCCGACGUCAUCCACACCGCCGUCAGGAGGGCCGUCAAGCCAAAUGGAAGUCGGCAAUGGAAUAUUUCUAGCAGCGACUUGAAUAAGAUCCAUCCACUCCCCUUAUCUGGCAAUCGAAUGACACCGACGACUCGACCGCAUCAGGGGCGACGUGACUUUAUUUUUUUGAGUGGUCGCGACCGCGUGCUCGACCACCUCGCACCGCCUCGCCGUCAGGAUAGGACGCUAAACAGUCAACACGAUCCAGAAAAUGAUCGUGUGGAUAUUCAUUCUUUGAAUAACCUCGGGACAUUCACCACAGCCAGUACGGCUCGAGUGGAAACCACGACGGCUGUUCCAACUACUCUCUCAACCUCGCAACCACCUCGUCCAGGAAGAGAGAAUAGACAACCGCGCUGGUGGCAGCAGCAAGAAAGACGAAGGAAGCAGUUGUUGGAUCUUAUUUCUGAACUCUUACAAACGCGCUCAUGAAGUUAUUACUGACUACGAACCUCUGAGAUUCUGCGAACCACUGUAUCGACUCCCAUGCAACACGUAGGUGAAAUGAAAUGUGCGACGAGAAAUGUUUAGUCCCGUAGUGUCUGCGGUUGGUGAAAGUUUCUUGAAGUCACGUGCUCUCAGAAUUUAGCGACAGUCCGUGCAGUUUCCAGGAUGCCUUAAUUCUAUCAAUUCAGCAAAUUCGAGUUCUAUUUAUACAAGCCUCGAAGCUUGGACUGCCGAGGGCAGUACUUCUAUUUCAGUCUUCGUGGCUUGAGUGACGUUUCUGGCAACAAGCCCAGACGCUUACUUCAAUCAAUCGCACUCCUAUUAUGUCUACUCUUAGCCACUGUGAGCGGCGAACACCGGGAAAAAGCCCCGAUGUUUCAACCGCCAAACCCCGAUGUUUCAACCUUCUAGUGGCUUUUUUUGUUAAAUGUCGAGGUAAUUACUGCGCAACGUGAGAUUACAAGCUUUAGGCUUCAGGCCAUGAGAGGUCGGGAUAGACUUGUAGUGUUAGUCUAGUCGUUGUCCUGACUUUGUACUGGUGCUUUUAGUAUCAUAAUCAGACUGCAACGAUCAUUAGAAAGGAAGCAAAUUUAUUUGCUGAUUUUUAAUUUCAAUAUAAACAAUAAGAACCACA